Molecule: messenger RNA, 607 nt
Organism: Mobula hypostoma (lesser devil ray)
Lineage: Eukaryota; Metazoa; Chordata; Chondrichthyes; Myliobatiformes; Myliobatidae
Product: coatomer subunit gamma-1-like
Exons: 6
Coding region: 116-592 (158 amino acids)
Biological process (GO): protein secretion; intra-Golgi vesicle-mediated transport; endoplasmic reticulum to Golgi vesicle-mediated transport
Cellular component (GO): endoplasmic reticulum; COPI vesicle coat; endoplasmic reticulum-Golgi intermediate compartment
Source: RefSeq, a predicted model, not a curated record
CAUUACCACCUAGGGGUCAAAGUGCUGCUGUUUCUGCACACGAAAGCAACGUCAGCUGCCGAGAAGUUGAUCGCAGGGAGCAAGCAUACUCCCAAAGUCCUGUCAGACAACAAAAAUGUUUUUCAGUGACGACCACGACCACGACCAUGGUGGGGGCUCAAAUCCAUUUCAGCAUUUGGAGAAGAGUACUGUACUGCAGGAGGCUCGAGUUUUUAAUGAAACUCCUAUCAAUCCUCGGAAAUGUGCUCACAUUUUGACCAAGAUCCUGUACCUGAUAAACCAGGGAGAGCACAUGGGCUCGGUGGAAGCUACAGAAGCAUUUUUUGCUAUGACCAAACUCUUCCAGUCCAAUGAUCCCACCUUACGAAGAAUGUGCUACCUGACAAUUAAAGAAAUGUCUACCAUUGCUGAGGAUGUCAUCAUAGUUACCAGCAGUUUGACGAAAGACAUGACGGGCAAAGAAGACAAUUAUCGUGGACCUGCUGUGAGAGCACUGUGUAAAAUUACCGAUGUAAGUAAUGCUCUCAAAAUAGCGCCUUGCAUAGCUUGCAUUGAAGUGCAUCGACAUGAUUUAAAAGAAGUUCCCCUCUAAUAUAAAAACCAGAAC